Messenger RNA from Zeugodacus cucurbitae (melon fly), 9475 nucleotides. It is a transcript of the gene enc, whose product is annotated as protein encore. Gene Ontology annotation, molecular function: nucleic acid binding. The transcript has 17 exons. The coding region runs from base 1420 to 7557 and encodes 2045 amino acids. The record is from RefSeq and is a predicted model, not a curated record. NCBI's taxonomy places the organism in Eukaryota, Metazoa, Arthropoda, Insecta, Diptera, Tephritidae.
AUUCUCAUUUUUCAUUUUGCAUUAACUUCUGAAUUCUUUGUGUAGAUUUUGCUUCAUUCUAGAGUUGCAGUGCAAAAUCACUUUUCGUUUCUUGCGGAGCCAAUAGUGGAAUAGUGUAUAAUUUUUGUGCUAAUUUGUAAAAAAACAACAAAAAUAAAAACAAAAACCUUGCAAAGUUGCGAAAACUUUGUCCAAUCUUCGAGAGAUACCGGUGUAAACUGCAAAUGUUCUGAAGUAUCUUCGAUUUACGCCAAAAAUAUGCAAACGAAAAACGGUUGUGAAAAGAUUUACCAAAAACCAAAACCAGAAAAGGCCUAACGAAAAAAGCAGUGUAGUGCAUUGAGGAGCAGCAGUGUAUAGUGAAAUAUUUUUGGCAGAAAAAUUGCAUGAAAUGCACAAAUGAGUAGAAAUGUUUAAAAUGUAAUAAAUAUUGCGGCAAAUUGUGAAAUUGAUUGGUUAAUUGGAAUAGAAUUUCCAUUGAUCAAUGAGCCUGAAAUUGAUGGUUUAUUUUGGGCAAAAAACAGUUGUGUUUAGUUAAAACGCAGUGAAAUAGCAUAAGUGCAGCGAUAGACAAUCGUAAAAGAACGACGCUGGCAGCGCAGUAGCGUCGCGUGGGAAAAGGAGAGAAGACGGAACUGUGGCAGCGCGUUAGAAGCAGCUGAUUUUCGUUGUUGUUCCGGUGGUGGUGGUGGUGGUGGUGACUGCUGCGCCAACUGCGACAGAGUUACAAUUUACAACAACAAAGAUAGUGAGAGUGCACGCUAAAAAGUUAAAUUGCAUCUAGUCAAAGUCAAAGACGAGGGAAAAGUAUAAAUGUGAAACAAAAACGUGCAGGAAUAAAUCGACGCUGGGGAAGCGAGUGAAUGCAAGAAAACUAAUUACAUAUAUACAUAUAUAUAUAUGUGCAUAUAUAUAUAUGUAUGUGUAAAUAUAUGUAUCUUUAAAGUUACCGCCAAGCAUUAAAUAAUGACUUUACAAGCGUUUUCCUCUUCGCACGCCAAUUUGUCACCUACGCUUUGCGUGCCUUCUUCGCUGCAAACUUCACGUCUUAUGCCAGAAAAGAGGAUUACGACAAUGCUAUCAUUUGCACCAAUGCCUUGUGCUUCACGCCUGCAACGUCAGCGUUCGCGUGCUGCUGAAGUGUAAGACAUUAGAGGAGCGGAGAAGUGCUGGCGUGUGGUUUGUGUGUUUCGGAACCACUGCAUAGCUCAGCUGAAAUCGCUGUGAAUUCUUCCAUUUCAUGUACUUAAGCGUAUUUAUUGCACAAUAUUAUUGUGCUGUUUGUGAAUUAGUAUUAGUAGUGUUUUAAAUGCUUUAAACUCAACACAAAAUUAUUUAGUGCAAAUAAUCGACAAGCAGGAAAGCAAUAAUUGCUUACAAGCGGCCAUAAUAUUGAAUUUAAAUAAAUGAACUGUGAUUAUGAGUUCCACAAAAUCGCAAGUAGCUGUCGCUACAAAUAUUCCAAGUCUAUCAUCAUCAUCACAAACUCAAAAGGAGUACAGUACUGAAGAGUCUCUGGGUCGACAAAAUAGUUUUGGCAAUAAUCGCAGAGGUAACAUGAAGGGCAAGCAUUUGACGCGUAGUCACGCCAUGCGUGAGGCCACAUCGCCGCCGCGCACUCCCACACCGCGUGCCGAGCACGGACAGGUGUCACCGAAUGGUCAAUCGUCUAACAAUUACCAGCAACAGCAGCAGCAUCAUCAUCAGACGCAGCAGCCGCAGCAUAUGGAUGGCAAUGAGAAUGCACACAACAAUAAUAGCAAUAGCAGCAAUAAUAAUAAUAACAAUAACAACAACAGUAACAGCAACAAAUUGCAUGCACAAUCAAAUGCAGCGCGUGGCAAUUCACCGAUAAUCGAAGCGCCUGCCGUCAUAGUGACCAGCCAACAUAGUCAGCAACAACAACAGCAGCUCCAUCAGCAACAGCAACAACAACCGAAUGUUGCGCUCUGCAAUGAGGCUGAGUUCCCCAAACUGACACCGCCGAAAUCGACAAAAGGCGGUGGAGGUGGUGGUGGAAGCGCUGGUGGUGGUGGCGGCGGUCAGAGAAACAGCAAUAAUAACAACAACAAUAGCAAUAACAGCAACGGUGUAACCGAUGGCAACAACAAAAUUGAAUAUAACAACAAUAAUGGCAGAAAGAUGGCCAACAACAACAACACAAAUGGUGGCGCAGGCGGUGCGACUCCUUAUGAUUCCACCAAGAAUGCGACCACAAACAAUAAUAACAACGCCAACAAUAAACAUCAGCAAUAUAAUGCAAGCAAUGCAUUGCAUCAGGCGUUGAGCGUAGGCGAGAGUGCGGGGCGUGGCGGUGGCAGUGGUGGUAGCGGCGGUGCUGGCACAUCGCUGCACAAUUCCGGCAUGAACUAUCAGCUGAACGCCAACGACAGCACACAGCAGUCACAUCAUCAGAUCGCCUACGACAAGGAGAAUCGCUGUCCACGCAAUGACAGUCAAAAUAGCAGCAUGUCCAAUAUGCAUGAUGAUGAUACACAACAACAGCAGCAACAUUAUGAACGUCAAGGCGGUGGCAGUGGAGGAGGCGGUGGUGGCGGUAAGAAGCACCGCACCAAUUCCAAUUCGAAGGGCAAUAAGCCGCGCUUGAAGAAUAUCGGUGGCUCCUCAUCGGGCAGCGUCGAUGGUGGCAACUCGAUUAGCAACAACACGUCGGGAUUCAUAUCAAGAGUUUUCAACAACUCAGAGAACUCGAGCGAGCAGUUCACCGAUCAUGGUGGCACCGAUUUGUUCAGUUUCUUUAAAGAAACGCUCAAUAAGCAUCCAAAGGAUCGGCAUUUUCUGCUCAAAGUGGAAAAGGACCUAACCGAAUUCGUGUUGGAAAAGAGUCGCGGUGAAUUACGCUUCCCACCGGCUUCAUCGUACAACCGCAUGUUGAUACAUCGCACAGCGGCCUUCUUCGGCAUGGAGCACAAUGUCGACACCGAAACGCAACAGUGCGUUAUUGUGGCAGCUACCAAAAAUACGCGCAUACCAGAGAUACGCUUCAAGUCGCUGGUGCGCGAUCAUCGCGACGACACACGCAAAUCGAUAUUGAAACGCGACACGCACAGUUUCGAUGAGGCACGUCAGAGCAGCUACUUGUGUCCGGAUCGCGGCAGCAUGCUCGACCGCAAGGCAAAGAGCUUCGAAGAGCGCGAGGAGGACUAUGAGCGUGCGCGUAGUCGCAUUUUCAAUCGCAGUCAAAAUGACAGCGGCGAGGGCAUGGAUGAUGGUUACAUGAAUGUCAGCUGGACGCAAUCGGUGGAGCAACAGCAGCAGCAACAACAACACCAGCAACAGAAUCGUCCACGUCCCAAUGGCAAGAUGAUGAAGAUGCAAAACUCAAACGAUUCACGCGACGGUCGGUCCGGUGGUGGCGCUGUACCCAAAUCACACAACUACAAUAAUUAUGGCGGUGGCUCUUCACAAAGCGGUGGACCGCCUAUGAUGCGCGGUGACUCGGCGAAUUCGGGCAAAAAUGGCGGCGGUGGCACGCGUUCCUUCUCGAAACAAGAUUCAGCGGGCAGCACAAAUACGCCAUGGCGCUUGUCACCAUCCAGCAGCGGUUAUAAAACUCAAACACAAUCGUUGUAUUCCGAUUCGGUAACACCUUCACCAAAUGGUUAUUGUAGUGAGGAUCAAUCAACCGAGCCAUAUAUAUUGACAACGGACGGCAUGACCGUUUGUCAUCUACAAUCACCAGUUCACCAUAUACCGCCGCAUCUGCAUCUGCAACCGACGUUAUUGUGCGGUGCUGGCAUUAUGCCGACACAUUGCGCAGACGCCACAUUGACGCCAACGCCGACACCAUCAAUGGACGAUGGCGCGCCACCCCUGCCCAGUCGCGGUCUGGUGUGGGCCGUCACCGACAUUUCGAGUGUGCCUAAGGGCAGCGUGCUAAUCAAUCCGCAAACAUUGCAACCAUUUGUUAACCAAGACGGUUCAAUUUAUCACUUUGACCCGUCCAAUCUGCCACCCAACCAACAGGCCACAUACCAUCCAAAUCAGGGCAAUAACAAUGCCAAUUAUGCACCGCAACAUUCGCCACAGCAACAACAGUUGCCGCAACAAGUGCAGGAUAACAGCACAAAGAAGAAUAAGAGCACACAACAAAUGUCCACGCCAUCACCAGCGGAAUCGCCAGCAGCUACGCCAACGCCACAAAUCCAUUGCAAGAGCGUUGUCUGCAAUGAGAGUGCUGCCACUAUACCGCUCACCGAGUCGGUGGCUGAGUCCUCCACACAGACGGUGGCCAUGUGUGGCGAUGUUAACUGCGAUGGCAUUGGUCUGGAAAUGACGAUCAACGGCACCGAAGAGGCAUCCACGCAAUCGGGUGCUGAUGAGUGCGAUAAUACAUCGGCCACGGGUUGUUUGAGCAUCACUACCACAACAUCCACCAAAAGUUAUGAUCGCAUCGAGGUGCAAAAGUUUAAAAACCAAGCCACCAGUCCGAAUAUACCAGCGGAAAAGGAUGAGCUGCCGAAGCGUGAGAAUGCAACAAUAGUGGACGCCUCAAGUGUGCGUGAACAGCAACCGGCUGUUGUAACACAGCCACCAGCACCGCCACCACCCAGUCAGACGCCAACCAAUAGCGUCAAUGUGCCAUUACAACGCGAGACGCCACAUUCUGCGCGCUCAACACCCUUCAGCACCAGUGAGUCGACACAUGCGAAAAAUCGCGCUUCCGAAGAACCUAAGCCCACAACAUGGACAUAUACGCAAAGCUACCAGGCACCAGAUGGUUCUACAGUCUUUCACACCACCACGACACCCAGUGGUACGCCGUAUUGCACCACGACAUAUCAGCAAGGGCCUGAUGGUAGCGUUUAUGCCAUUCCACAGGGCAUGGUCUAUGCCUAUCCACCGCCAGUUGUAAGCCACGCCCCACAGAAACAGUUGAAAUGUCAAUUCAAUUCGUUGUCUGUUUUACAGGAGGGCGAAGUACAGAGCUAUUUCAUGCCUGUAUUCGAUCCGAAUCAACCGCGCACCGAUGCCACCGGUCUCAUACCAGCUGGAGCACAGGCCAUAUAUCCGGCUGCAGCCCCAGCAGGCAAUACAGCUACAAUGGUACCCGUUGCAGCCGCCUAUCCGACCGCACAAUUCGCCACGGCCAAUGGUACGCCAAUCUAUCCGGGUCAGUUGAUAUAUUCGAGUGAUCAAUUUGUAACGGGUGCAGCUACGGUCGCUGCAGCAGCACCGGCGAAUGGUCAACUGCAACAGAUACCGAUGACCACCUAUCCAAUCGGACAUCCAUACGCCUAUAAUAGCUACUGGGGUCAACCGAUGACAUACUAUGUGCCACAACAAGCGCUUACGAACGCUGUCGCCGCAACGUCCCUCCUACCAGCACCGCCACAGCCACAACCACCCACAACAGCAACCGCCCAGCCCGUGGCCGGUCCACACAUCACUAGCGGUAUCAGCAUCGCGAAUGGCCUUGUAGCAGCUACGGCGGCGGCUGGACCGCCGUCGAACACCACCGUUGGGGCUUUAGGUAAUGGCGGCAGUAAUGUCGGUGGUGGUGGUCAUCACGUUGUGAAUACAUCGGCGUCCACGAACAGUUAUCAGACACAUAGUGGUACAACGUAUUUCGGUACGGGGCGUGUCAAGCGACCGACAUCUUCGCAUUACGCCAAUCACCAGAGCAGCGGUCAUCAACUAGUAACGGCAGCUAUCCCAAAUAACGGCAGUGCAACUACCACAUAUCAAUUGGGACACGCAGUGCCCACACUCACACUGGCGCCGGCACCAGGUAGUGCCGCAGCCGCGGCGGCAGCUGCAGCAGUGAAUACAACAACCGAUCUCAAUGUUGGCAAUGGAGCGCCACCAGCCACAGCCAUGUAUACGCUGCCUCAACAUGCGACCCUACUGCAUGCGAAUAUCUUUCCAUAUGCGCCCGCUGCCGCAAAUGUUGCCGCCGGCACACCACCAGUACACGCACCAGGCGCCCCACCAACGGCUGCACCACAAAUAGCCGCGGCCGGCAUGGCUGGCGCUGCAGCGCAUGCACAACCAACAAAUGCUGUGAUCACCCCAUUCUAUGCUCAUCACCCGCCCAUUACAGCUGCCGCACAUCCCACACACGGCAGCUCCGCCGUACACACGCCUGGACCAGCUGCCAUACCGAUUGUCGAUCCCAGCACACUGACGGCCAUCUCGCAUCCCACACCAACCGGUGCGAACAGUUCAAAUAACGUGACGCCCGCCUACAGCGGCGGUGGUAGCGCUUCACAAUCAGCGCCCAGCACGCCACACUCUGUACCUACUCAAACAGCACAGCGCAAUCCACCACUCUUCUCCACACCGCCCAUUAUGAACUCAAAUGGCGGAAACAACAAUGGUGGCUACAGUGGCAGUUCCACACCGCAAUACUACCCGGUCAGCGGUGGUGGAGAUGGCGGCGCAACGCUCAUGAGCAGUCCACAUGGCAAUUCGUACGUGCCACACGAAAAGCGCAACAGCAACUCAAACAUGAGUGGCAGCAAAAAACCGCCAGCGUAUCCAAGCAAUUCAUUGAGUCGUCAGAACUCCACAUCCUAUAAUGGCACAGCAAAUGGCAAACCGCCUUUGUUGGGCGGCAAUAACGAUACGCGUGCCUCACCGAAUAGCGGCGGUUACCAAGGCUCACGUCCGCAUGGCAUGAAUAAACGCGGCGGUGGCGGUGAUAAGCCACAAACACCACUGCUCAGCGGGCCACCCAGUUACGGUGGCGGACCGGGUAUGUCUGGCGUAAAUAGCAACAACAACAGCGGAUAUCACGUACACCACAGCCACUCGCCAUCCGAUGCCAAGCCACCAAUUCGCUUGAAUGCCGGAGCCGCCACCUUCCGUCAGAAGGGUAGCGGUGUCGCCUAUGAAUACAGGCGCAGCGGCUCACAACGCAACUCGCCAGGCACUGGCAACUCCAGCAGCAACGACAAUAGCAACAACACAUCGCCGAAUAGCAUAGUCGGUUCUAGCGGCGGCGGCGGUGGUGGUGGUGCCAAUACGCCCAAUUGCUAUGCCGCCACAGCAACGGGCGGCUACAUAAACACUGGCAUCGGCUUAGCCAGUGGCGGUAUGGUCGGCGGUGGUGAUCAUCAGGCAGUUGCGACCGCAACUGGCACGCCAUUGUACAUUACAUCGGCGCGUGGCGCACACAUUCCACCACAACUGCAACAUGGCGGUAUGGUGGCGGCCGCCGCUGCUGCUGGCGGCACGGCAGCCGGUCUUGCGGGCACACAGCAAGCCACUACAGCGGCGGUCUUAGGUGGCGCGGCUGCGGCGGAGGUGGCGAAUGCAGCAGCUGCUGCCGUAGCGGCGAGCGUCGCGCAUCACCAACCGCUGCUGAGCGCUUAUCAACCAGGUGCAUCGGGUGUCUACAUCAAAUACGGCCAGACGUAUUAUGCGCAUCCCUCAGUUGCUCUACCGAACAGUCGCCGAUCGCCCUCAACCGAGUUGCGGCCUGCAAUGGCGCCCGUAGCUGGCAUGUAUCCAACCAUGAUGAUACCAGCUGCUCCACGACAUACGCAAGGACGUCAUCCGAAUCCCAACUACAAAGGCAAUCGGCCACGCUAAACACUGUCAGCAACAACAACAACAAAAACAGUAAAUCAGUGCAGUGUUCGAAGCCACCAUGCCGCAAGCUACUGAACUGGAGGGAUAUAUGAAAACGAUGACGCUAUACCAAAACCUAAAACUAAGUUUAAGUUAAAAACAAAAAAAAAAAAAAAUUCCCUAACCUAGUGAAACAUAUGCGUAGAUAAACAAUAAUUUAAACAUAAAUGAGCAUAUUAGUGAAAAACAAAAACAAAGACAUAAGACAAAGUAAUAUACAUACAGUAGCAGCAGAUAGAGGAGAAGAAGAAGAAAAGCAAAAGCAAACAAGAAAAAUUCGACAAACAGCAAAAGGCAAUUCGUGACAAAAAACAACAACAAAAAUUAAUUGUUUAGCUGCAAUAAAACAGAGAAGCGAAAUUUUGAAAAAUAUUUUCCGGGCCAUUUUACAAAAACAAAGCAAAAAAGAAAAAUUACGAAAACAAUCAUACACAAUUUUGACAAAUUGAUAUACACAAAGAGGAAAUCACGAAAGAGAAAACAACAAAAGACAAACUUCAAAAGCCAAUAGCCAAUACAAAAGCAAAUGCAUCAUACAAACUAAGAAUCUUCCACAAGCAUAACGGUAAAGAAUUCGAAAUGGAGUACAUCGUAUACUGAAAUAUGUCGUGCCAUUGCUGAAAGAUGCAAAAAAUAUAAAUAAACCAUAAAUACAUACAAACAUACAAACACGCAAAAACGAAUACAAGGUAGCAAAAACACGAAUCCAUAGCUAAAAAUAAAAGUAAUAAGAAAAACAUAAAAUGACACACAUAGAAAGAGACUGACUUGAGUUGCAAGUUGGCAGCGCAAAUGGUAAAGUGUGCGCGUGUGUAAGGGAGAAUUUAAGCGUUCAACUUUAUAUUUGUUUUUGUGAUUUUUAAGAGUUAGCAAUUUAGAUUUUUUUUAAUUUUCAAUUUUUUUUUUUUCAAUUUUCCAAUUUAUUUUUAAUUUUCAAAUUUUGUUUUUUAGUUUGCUUGCUUAAUUUCUGUUUAAAAAUUUUUAUUAAAACAAAAAUCAAUAUUAAUUAUUUUUUUGUAAAAAAAUUCAUUAAAUUUCGAAUUAAAAUUUAAUUUUUUAUUUAAAAAUAAAUUAUAGUAAGUAAAAUAAAAUAAUAUUAUUUUUCUAUUUUUUUGUAAAAAAAAAAUUCACUAAAUUCCGAAGUAAAAUUUAAAUUUUUUUUUUCAAAAAUAAAUUAUACUAAUAAUUUUUAUGUUUUUGUAAAAAUUGUUUAAUUUAAAAGUAAAACUUAUAUUUUUCAAAACAUAUUUAUUUAAAAUAUUAACAAAAAUCUCUCAUGUAACGCUUAAAUUUAAAAUUUUUGAACUCCUACUAAGCGCAGAUUCAUAUGCACGACAGCAACCGAGUGGUGCAACCACUGAAAACGAUGCCAAUUCAACUGCAGCAGUCAGUCAAACAGUCAGUGUCUUUUUAAACAAUAUAUAUUCAUUUAUAUAUAUACAUACAUAUAUAUAUAUAUAUAAUAUAAUUACACGAUAAAGUAAUAAUAAUUUUAUAGUAUGUAAACAAUUUUACUAUACAUUAUAAUAAUAAUAAUAAUCCUAAAGGUAGACUUACAUAAAAGAAGAAGAAGAGAAGAAGCAGCAGUGUAAACAACUAGUGAAUAAUGAAAGACGAAAACGUGUACUAAAUUAAAUUUAAAAAACGAAGAGCAAAAAAUUACAAUAUAAUACAAAAUUCAUAGCACAUAUGUAUCUAUAUCGGCUGACUACAACUACUACGACACAAACAACACAAACAAUAUGCAUAAUUUUCUACAACAAACACACAGACAAAUCGCAAACGAAAUUCAUUAAUUAAAUUUAAAAAAAAUAUUGAAUUAAAUUUGAAAAAAGAAAAACACGAAAAACAAGCAGCGCACGACAGGCUGCAGCAAUAG